CUGGACCACCAGCAGAUGCACCAUCCACAUGGGAGCAGGAAACCACACGGGAGUAUCACAGUUCCUCCUCCUGGGCCUCUCAGACAAUCCUGAGCUGCAGCCCCUCCUCUUUGGACUGUUCCUGUCCAUGUACCUGGUCACUGUGCUGGGGAAUCUGCUCAUCAUCCUGGCCGUCAGCUCGGACUCCCACCUCCACACCCCCAUGUACUUCUUCCUCGCCAACCUCUCCUUUGUUGACAUCUGUUUCGUCUCCACCACCAUCCCAAGGAUGCUAGUGAACAUCCAGACACAGAGCAAAGGCAUCUCCUACAUAGGGUGCCUCACUCAGGUGUAUUUUUUAAUGAUUUUUGCUGUAAUGGAUAGUUUUCUCCUGACUGUGAUGGCCUAUGACCGGUUUGUGGCCAUCUGCCUCCCCCUGCACUACACGGUCAUCAUAAACCCCCGCUUCUGUGGCCUCCUGGUUCUGAUGUGUUGGUUCAUCACUUUCUGGGUUGCCCUGCUUCAUAUUCUACUGCUGAGGCAGCUGACCUUCUGUACUGGCACUGAAAUUCCACAUUUCUUCUGUGAACUGGCUCAGAUUCUCAAGGUGGCCUGCUCUGACACCCUCAUCAAUAACAUCUUCUUGUUUGUGGCUACUGGCCUGCUGGGUGUGUUUCCCCUCACUGGAAUCCUCUUCUCUUACUCUCGAAUUGUCUCCUCUUUAAUGAGAAUCUCCUCUGCAGCGGGAAAAUAUAAAGCAUUUUCCACCUGUGGGUCUCACCUCUCUGUGGUUUCCUUGUUCUACGGGACAGGCGUGUGGAUCUAUCUCACUUCUGCUGUGACCCAUUCUCCCCAGAGAAGCUCCAUCGCCUCAGUCAUGUACACCGUGCUCACCCCCAUGCUGAACCCCUUCAUCUACAGCCUGAGGAACAAGGAUGUGAAGGGGGCCCUGGGAAGGCUCCUCAGCCGAGGUGCCCCUUGUCUGCGAUGGGCCACAGACCUCAGAACUAAGUGGACAUUGUGAGGCUCAAAGACAAAUGUUGUGAAUUUAAAUGUCUUGAUUCUUUUUUGACCCUAAAAGACAUGCUUCAUUUCUUCUAUUCUCAAAGCACCUAUGACUUUUAUUUGUUUUUGUAUUAGUUUCUCCUCAACACCCUCCUCAGUAAUUCAUUUUUAACUUUUGCUUCCUAUUUGCAGACCAUACAUUUCUAUCUUGGGCCAGCUUUCUUAUAGCCAUUCUUGCAAUUUCCAACAUUACAUCUGAAGCACUUAUAUUAAAUGUGGCAUGAUUUCCCACCACGGUUAUCCUCUCAAAUACCGAUAUUCUUCACCUAAUUUGCUUGUGUGUUUGUUUUUCUCUGGAAGCAAUGGAAUGAAAAUCAUGCAGUAGUCAUAACCAAACUGCUUCACAUACCAAGACUGUUCUUAUUGUUUUAUGUGUAUAUUUUAUGUAAUCUUGACAACAUUUUUAAAGGUAUUUCUCUCAUUUACCCCAUUUUUCAAAGAGACUGAGAUUGGGAUGGACUCUGACCUGGAAACCUGACAUUGAGCCCACAUUCCCAACUUUGCUGUCAUGCUUUUCCUGAAAAGAGUGAUGUGAUUUUCAACUUCAACAGUGGGAACUUAGGUUUGAAAGCUAGUUUGUUCAGGGGAUUCAUAGUAAUAUAUUGCAUCGGGUAACUCUGAGAUAUUGCUUCAUUCUUUGCCUUCCUUCCUCCUUCCUUCUUUCCCUUCCUCUUUCCUUUGUUUUAUUGGACAUUUAUUUCCCAUCAUCACUGCAGUUUUAAGAUAUACCCCAAGAUCCUAAAACAUCUAAUAAUGAAUACAAUAGAAUAAAACUUCUUUGCUCACAUGGAUUAUUCUGGGGGCAGGGCACUCUUUGGAGGUGCCAGCAGGAGUGGUAGUCACACACCUGUGGAGUGUUUUCAGAACUUAGUCCACUUUUUGAGAAUAUUGAUACAAUUGAGUCUGCAGUGAAGGAUGGAAUGGUUGAAGCUGUCAGCACUUCCCCUACAUUCCCUGGGAUCCCUUCACCAUCCCCACCAGCCUGACUGCCACUGUCAGCACCAGGUGGAACCUACUUUUCCCAACGCGUGACGGCAGACCUGACGGAGAAUUAUGCCCCACAAGGAACAGUUCUUGAUGGACAGGUGUGGGGUGUACCAUCUUCUUCACCCCUUAGCUGGAAUAAUUCUGAAGUUUGGAUUUUGUGCCAUUUUCCCUAACUUCCCUACAGGAUGAAAAUUCUGCUCACUCCUGUGGGAGCUGACUUAAGCUUUAUUGGAUGUAUUUUCUGCCCUGUAUAUCUUCCCUUUUCUCUAACCCAUGUUCCAUGGUCCUUGUUCCUUCAAAUAAACAGCUUGCAUGUGAAUCCUUGGCUCAGCAUCUGCUUCUGGGGAACCAAAGCUGAGACACGUGAUAAAGACUGUGAAGAGUAUCCAAACAAUACCAUGAAUGGAACUAAGGACUUUGAGGGGCAAAAACAGCAAAAACAAAAUAAAACAGGUAGUGGGUAUGUACUAAGAUCUUCAAAUUACUGGAAAAUUAUAAUUUCUUAGUGAAGAAAAACAU
Messenger RNA from Balaenoptera musculus (blue whale), 2550 nucleotides. RefSeq names its product olfactory receptor 7D4-like. Gene Ontology annotation, molecular function: G protein-coupled receptor activity; olfactory receptor activity. The record is from RefSeq and is a predicted model, not a curated record. Gene Ontology annotation, biological process: G protein-coupled receptor signaling pathway. Gene Ontology annotation, cellular component: membrane. The transcript has 2 exons. Bases 29 to 1003 code for a protein of 324 amino acids. NCBI's taxonomy places the organism in Eukaryota, Metazoa, Chordata, Mammalia, Artiodactyla, Balaenopteridae.